GCCCUCCUCCGGGAGCCCGGGGCACGCCCGCAGACCGGCACGAGACCCGCGCACGCCUCGCGACGCGACGCCCGAGCUCCCCCCCCCGCCCCCCGGUGCGGCGAGCCCCCAUAGGCGCGCCCUCGCCACGCACCCCGACAAGGGCGGCUCGCCCGAGGAGUUCCGGGCCGUCGUCCACGCCUACGAGAGGCUCUCGGCCGCGGUGGCCCACCUGCCGGCGGAGGCCGAGGCGCCCCUGCACGCGGAGGCGGUGGCCAAGCAGGAGCUGGCGCGCCUGCAGCUGGAGCCCCCCGCGGCGUGGGGCCGGCUGCUCGCGGCGCUCGACGGGGCGGUGCUGGACGCCGCCGGCGCCUGGCUGGCGGCGCGGUGCCGAGGCCUCCAGGAGAGGGCGCGGCGCUGCGAAGCGGAGGCGGGGCGACGGCGAGAGGGCCAGGCCGGUGGAAGCUGGCGCGGGCCUGACCCGCAGCAGCAACGGCAUGUGGCGGGUCCAGGUGGGGUGGCGCAACUUCAAGGUCUCGGCCGAGCUCGAGUGCCUGCACCGGGCGCUGGAGAUCCACACCUUCCUCUGCGACGCCCGGAACCAGGCCGCGAGCCGCCACGCCCGCACCCUGGCGGAGCUGGAGGCUGUCGGCGCCCCCAGCAGGGCGGUCGGGGGCCACGAGCUGGACGACUCGCCGCUGCUGACGGCCGGCGAGCUGGCGGCGGUGCUCCGCGAGGACCCGCUGGCGCCGCUGCUCUUCAGCUCGGACCUGGGCGUCAAGGGCGGCGGGCGCCGGCAGACGGCGUGGACCCCGUGCCUGGGCACCGCGCUGCGCUUCCGGCUGCUGACGCGACAGGUGCAGGCGCGCGGCGCCGAGCACGGCAGGCUCGUGGCGCUGAUGGCCGACACGGCGGCCCGUGAGCGGCGCGGCGCGCAGGAGGCCGAGGUCGCCGCCCGGCUGGCCGCCGCGGUGGAGGACGAGAGGGCCCGCAGGACGAAGCGCAGCGCGCCAGACGACAUGUCCUCCGUGAGGGAGGGCCUCCGGAGCCUGACCCGGGAGGUCCUCGCCCUGGCCAGCGCGCCGGCGCCCGCGCCGAACCCGUUCGGUCGGCGCCGGGCGCUCGUCCUCGAGGACC
Messenger RNA from Prorocentrum cordatum, 1116 nucleotides. The record is from the annotation of a GenBank genome assembly. Lineage: Eukaryota; Dinophyceae; Prorocentrales; Prorocentraceae.